Aspergillus uvarum CBS 121591 is the source of this 1248-nucleotide messenger RNA. Its product is annotated as Bax inhibitor-1 family protein. Gene Ontology annotation, cellular component: membrane. The coding region runs from base 1 to 816 and encodes 271 amino acids. Lineage: Eukaryota; Fungi; Ascomycota; Eurotiomycetes; Eurotiales; Aspergillaceae. The transcript is spliced from 3 exons. The record is from RefSeq and is a predicted model, not a curated record.
AUGGCUGCCAACACUAGAUAUGAGCCCGCACCGCAGCGCGACUCUUUCGAAGAGCGUGCUUACACUCAGCCCCCGCCUUCUUAUCAGGCAACUGCCGAUUACACACAGGCGCCUCGCAGCGAAGACGACAACGUUCCCGAUGACUUCAAGUUCGGCGGCACUGUGGCGGAGGGCACCCUGCCCAUUCGUAUGCAGUUCAUCCGCAAGGUCUAUGCGAUCCUGACGGCCCAACUCCUCCUCACGACGGUGAUGAGCUCGAUCUCCUUCUUCAGCCCCAGCUACCGGACCUGGAUCCAGUCCAACUUCUGGGUGAUGAUCCUCUCGGUGUUCGGCGCGCUGGGCUUCAUGCUGGUGACCUACUGGAAGCGCAAGUCGUACCCAGCCAAUUUACUGUUCUUGUCUGGUUUCACGAUCAUGGAGGCCUACUCUAUCAGCGUGGUGACGUCGCUGUACGAGAGCCGGAUUGUGCUGCAGGCGCUGGUGAUCACGCUGGGCCUGUUCGUCGCCCUGACGCUGUUCGCGUGCCAGACCAAGUACGACUUCACGCACUGGAUGCCCUACCUCUUUGGCGCGCUGUGGUUUUUGAUCCUCUUCGGCUUCAUGGCCAUGUUCUUCCCCGGCAACAGCACCGUCGAGCUCGUCUACGGCGGCGUCGCCGCCCUCGUCUUCGCCGGCUACAUCCUCGUCGACACCCAGCUCGUCAUGCGCCACUACCACGUCGAGGAGGAGAUCGCCGCCUCCAUCUCCCUCUACCUCGACAUCCUGAACCUGUUUCUCGCCAUCCUGCGCAUCUUGAACAGCCAGAGCAAUAACUAGGCUCCUGGGUUCGGCGCCAGGCAGGGUUUCUUGGCUUAGGCUCAGGCUUGACUGCGGCUAGCUACUAUCCCUACCUUACUCCCUCCCACUCCCAUGAACCACCCCCAAACAACACCAACGAAAAGAAACCAUAAACCCACUACACCAAAUCCAAACAAGACUGCCCAAAUAACAUAACGAAAUGGAGUUUCUUGCUCUUGUUGCUUUGCUUUGCUUCCCUCGCCCUUAAUCAGGCCUUGCUCCGUUGUAUUCCUCUAAACCUCCACUUUUUACCUAAUCCAUCGGCCCUAGGGCUUGUUUACUCGAUAUAGUCUUUUUCCGUGUGCUUGAUCCCAAGAUCAUCUCUGAAUUAGCCGUCUUGCUAUCGCUUCUUUUCAUACAACCAGCAUAUUUGCUCUUGAAGUCCCGUGUACCCAUCCCCCUUCUUCCAUC